AUGAGCUCGCCGUUAUUAUUCGAGCAGCUAAAUUUUCUAAUUCUGGUGGCGUCGGAGGCAGAACUUCCCAUCGCUCACUCCACCAAAGAGGUUUUAAUGGAGAAUUCAUGCAAUAACUGUCAGAUCUACGAGCUAUAUAAUGAAGAUGUAAGUAGCUCUCAGAUGGGCAGAGACUGGUUCAUAGAAAAAUUCGGCCCACAAACGGUACAUUUCGUCAUCAGUAAUACAAUCAACUUUUCCUUUUAUAAUGCAGUCUACUUCGAUCUUUUGAUUCCGGUCAUAUCGCAUGCUUGGGUCCAGGAUUCCGUAAAGACCAAGAGACAUUUAAGAACAAAUAUUUAUUCCCCUAAUCCUUUUCAUUUGCUUCGAGACUGUCAAGUAUACAUCUCUAAAAGUUCGUUCAAUAAGUGUGAAUACAUCUUAUACUCCGACUUACUCCAUCUUUUGGGUGGUACUUCCGUCAAUUACAUCUCCAACAGGACGACGCACGUCAUCGUACAAGGUCCCAAGGAUCCAAUCAUAGAGACGGUCAACAAAUUGACUUUUGGCUCUUUUUCUUCUUCGUCGUCCAACAAACACGCGGAGAAACCUCUAAGAGAAUGGAAAUUUGUCUAUCCAACAUGGCUAUUAUAUCAUUUCAAAAUGGCAAAGCCUUUAACAGACGAAUUAGCGACUUUGUGUGAACUUGAUAUGAACGACACCACUGAAGAACAACUUUUUGCUAAGUGGGAAGAAGUUAUUGGUGGUAAAGAGAUAUCAUCAUCAAGGCUCACUCUCCAUCCAAAUACAACUUUAUUCAAAGAUCACCAUUUUGCUAUUUCACCGGACUUGAACUUUUUCACACCUUUAUACUGGUUUUUGAAGGAAUUUAUCGAGGAUUUGGAUGGUAAAGUGACUCCGCUGGGUUUUUCUGAUGACCUAAAGUUAGUUUAUGAAAAGUCUCCUGACAUUGACUGUUAUAUCGGUCACUCUGCCAAUUCACCGAUAUUAGGGAAAACAGAAAACAUUAAACCAAAAAUUUAUGUUGGGAAUGUAAGUUGGUUAUUCUAUAUGUUUGCAAUACAGCAAUUUGCACCUGUAUCCCAGUGCAAACUUAUCCAUCAACCCUUUCAUGCCAAAUUAUUCACUUUUAAAGAAUUAACAGUAGCGUAUACUAAUUAUUUUGGUUCCCAAAGGUUUUAUAUUCAGCGAUUAGUAGAAAUAUUAGGAGGGCUUAGUACACCUGAAUUGACAAGGAAAAACACACACUUGAUAACGAAAAACACGAUUGGUAAGAAAUUCAAAGUCGCAAAGAAAUGGUCAUUAGACCCACAAAAUGCCAUCAUCGUGACAAAUCACAUGUGGUUAGAACAAUGUUACAUGAAAAAUGCCAAGCUAAAUCCCAGGGACAGUAAAUUUCAGAAUUUCAAAUUAGAUGAUAACAUGAAGUGGAAUAUUGGUCGAGCUAAGAUGGGGCAUUUAUCUCUUCAAACUCCUGAUAUUUCACCAAUGACUGCUAACGACAUGCAGCCUAUACCAAACGAAUUGUCUCCCAUAAAUGAUCAAACCGAAGGUUGUGCGAAUAUGCACACAACAAAAGACAACACUCCCAACAGUACAUUUACUAAUUCAAUCGAUGAAAAAAUCGACAAAUUACAGAAGAUUUCAGAAGAGGUAGACAAAACUCACCAGGAAAAUUUGAGAAAGGAUUCUGAUUCCAGUACUUCAACUAUAGGUCUACCUCCAAUUGAUAAUGCAAAGGUCAACUCGCUGAAGAAAAACUCAAUUUCUGAUAUCGGCGUAAAAGCAGAGGUCCUUGAAGAUUACCAAAUCAGAAAGGCAACGGAGACUCCGAAGACAAGUGUAGAGUAUGAUGUCAUUACGACUCAAAAACCUGCACGGAAAAUUAGUGGACAAGAAAUGAAAGAUCAACCACGUAAAAAGAAUGACACAGAUUGUUUGGGAAAAGAAAAGAAGACGAGAUCGCAAAUACAAUUGGACCAGCAAAUUGAAGAAGAAUAUAAAGUUUCAGAAGAAAAUGAAGCGGAAAAUAUGACCAAAGGAAGUCAUAUCGAACCAGAUGAGCUUACAAAGGGAAAGUAUGCUGAAGAAAACACAGCGAAGCCAAAUCCACGAGCAAAACACCUAGAGAACACCAAUCCAAAAAGCGAGGCUGAUAAAUACUCACGUUUAUUCGAAGGGUUAUCUGAUAGCGAUGAUCGUGUUGAUGACGCAAAAGCCAUUGGUAAUUCCCGGUAUGCCACACCGAAGACAUCACAAAAUAUAAAGACAACUGUUGGCACUCCCGUUGUUACUCAAACGGGAACUCGCACGCCUUCAAAUAGUAAUUCAAGGUUGGCAAAGACACAAGCUGCCAAGAGAUUGCAUACAGACAUUGAGUCAUUGAAUGAAUUUCAAAAAAGCUUAAAAAGGAAGAGAAUUGAUACGGAAGAGAUCAUGUUGCCUCAAAAAACUGAGAAAUCAAAUAAAGAAAAGCAACUGACUAUGAAGGUGGAUAAUAUAUUGAGCAACUUUAGUGAAUUACCCGAUUAUAACCUAAAAGCGGUCUGCACUGGAUGCUUCCAUGAUGGGUUUAAUGAAAUUGACAUUGAGAUAUUAAGCCAAUUGGGCAUUAAUAUUUUUGACAAUGUCAAAGAAACUGACGGUUUGAAUUGUAUUAUUGCCCCCAAGAUUUUAAGAACCGAGAAAUUCCUAAAAAGUUUAAGUUUUGAACCAUUGAAAUUUGCACUGAAACCUGAGUUUAUUAUUGAUUUAUUAAACUUAAUUCAUAACAAAAAGGAAAAAGCUUCUCGGAUAGACCUGAAUCUAUUUAAUUAUGUGAUUCAUGGAAUUGAUCAAUCUAUAUUAUCAAAGACUAGACUUCCAACUAAGGUGUUCGAAAGAGCUAACAUUAGAUGCAUUAACCUCGUCAAUGACAUAUCUGGUGGUGUGAACACAAUAGGUUCUGUUUUGAAGGCACAUGGAAUUGAAAAAAUUAAUGUUUUACGUAGUAAAAAAUGCGUUUUUGAAGACGUUAUGCGUAAUGAUGUCUCAAAGCAGGAAAGCGGAGGCAUUUUUAAGUACAUACUUAUUGUCACCAGGGCUUCACAAGUGAAAAAAUUUACCAAAUUAAUAAGCGAUCACGAUAAGAACUGCACGAUUUUGAUUGUCGAAUGGAAUUGGUGUGUCGAAUCCAUUUUUCAUCUUGAUGUUGAUUUGACGUCAAAGUCAAGCGUUUUAUACAAAAAAUAG
Molecule: messenger RNA, 3231 nt
Organism: Saccharomyces kudriavzevii IFO 1802
Lineage: Eukaryota; Fungi; Ascomycota; Saccharomycetes; Saccharomycetales; Saccharomycetaceae
Gene: RTT107
Product: Rtt107p
Exons: 1
Coding region: 1-3231 (1076 amino acids)
Biological process (GO): double-strand break repair; DNA double-strand break attachment to nuclear envelope
Cellular component (GO): Cul8-RING ubiquitin ligase complex; nucleus
Source: RefSeq, a predicted model, not a curated record